ACGUUAGUGGGAAGGGUUAUGGGCACAGAGACAUACUCUCGGGUGUUAUCAAAGAUAUGACCCCUACAGGCUCUAGCCGAUAUGCUGUCAAGGAAUGGGUCUUGACAGGUUCAUGUACCAGGCACCUGGGUGGCUCUCUAACAAUAUAACCUGGGGAUGUGCACCUUCAUUUUUGGUGUAUGCACACUGGACCAUUAAAUCUAUGUAUUCAAUAGCAAGCAUGGUCUGGAUUAAUACGAGUAAAUGCGAUACAUCGUGUCUGCGACUUUGGUCUAAUAUUUUCUAUGUAGUUUGUACUGUGAGGAAUGUUGCUAUUUGUGAGGAUUUGUUACAAUUGAUGUCUGUAGGUACGGCCAGUAAAUUCGCCUCCCUGAUACAUUGUGAAGCUCUAGGGAUUGUUAUUUUCUGAACAACCUUAUUGAGUUUGUUGGAAUGUCAAAUGCAGAGUCAUUUAGAAACUUUU
Babjeviella inositovora NRRL Y-12698 is the source of this 463-nucleotide messenger RNA. RefSeq lists its product as uncharacterized. The coding region runs from base 95 to 409 and encodes 104 amino acids. The record is from RefSeq and is a predicted model, not a curated record. The transcript has a single exon. Lineage: Eukaryota; Fungi; Ascomycota; Pichiomycetes; Serinales.